Molecule: messenger RNA, 3913 nt
Organism: Bombina bombina (fire-bellied toad)
Lineage: Eukaryota; Metazoa; Chordata; Amphibia; Anura; Bombinatoridae
Gene: TBCD
Product: tubulin folding cofactor D
Exons: 41
Coding region: 148-3714 (1188 amino acids)
Biological process (GO): tubulin complex assembly; adherens junction assembly; post-chaperonin tubulin folding pathway
Cellular component (GO): lateral plasma membrane
Molecular function (GO): beta-tubulin binding; GTPase activator activity
Source: RefSeq, a predicted model, not a curated record
CCGCCUCUCCGUUACAGUGGAUCUCGUUUUCAUUUAGUUUGUUCCUCUUCACUCCCAGUACUUUGCUUGGUACGUCAGUGACUCUUUCUCGGUGUUGCCGGUAAUUAUAGCCACUUUAAUUGGAAAACCGCCGUAAGUAUCGCUGAGAUGGCUGCUGAUGCGUCCGAGCGAGAGGAUGAAGCUGGUGCAGAUAUUAUUGCUAGCGGCUGUAUCUUAGAGUCGUUUACAGAGAGCGGGGAGAUCCGUGAUCUGAUUGGCAGCCUGCGUGAUGUAUAUAAUGAGCAAGUGAGCAGGGAGGUAUGCAUUCAGAGGUUUAUAGUUAUAAUGGAUAAAUAUCAGGAGCAACCUCAUCUCUUGGAUUCACACUUAGAGUGGAUGUUGGAUUUGUUGCUGGAAAUUGUACGAGACAAGCAAGCACCGCCGUUCCUUAUCCACUUGGCUUUUAAAUUUCUUUAUAUCAUUUCCAAGGUUCGGGGAUUUAAGAUAUUUCUUCGUCUCUUUCCUCAUGAAGUUGCUGAUGUACAACCUGUGCUGGCAAUGAUUUCAUCCCAGAAUCCUGAAGAUCACGAGACGUGGGAGUCCCGCUAUAUGUUGCUCCUGUGGCUGUCCAUGACUUGCUUGAUACCGUUUGACCUGUCGCGGCUGGAUGGGAAUCUCUCUAGUGAUGCCGCACAGUGCCGCCGCUCCACAAUGGAUCAUAUCCUAGACAUCGCAAAGUCUUACUUGGUGGUGAGCGACAAGUCCCGAGAUGCUGCUGCUGUCCUUGUAUCAAAGUUCAUUACCCGCCCUGAUGUCAAACAGAAGCGAAUGGCUGAUUUUUUGGACUGGUCACUAACGACAUUAUCGAGUUCUAAAUACCUGACUAUGGAGGGGACAAUAGCCAUGGACGGGAUGCUGCAAGCCCUGGCUCAGCUCUUUAAACAUGGCAAAAGAGAGGAUUGUUUACCAUACGCCUCCGCGGUGCUUACCUCUCUAGAUAACUGUAAGCUGUCACAGUGCAACCAGACUGUUCUCCGCAAGCUGGGAAUCAAACUCGUCCAGAGGCUCGGACUCACAUUUCUUAAAACAAAAGUGGCAAAAUGGAGGUAUCAGCGUGGGUCAAGGUCUUUGGCAGCCAAUUUGAUGCAGCAGUCAUCUGAUAGACCAGACAUUAAGCUUUCUGCAGAAGAAGAGGAAGAGGAGUAUGAUAUUCCUGAGGAUAUAGAGAAUGUUGUAGAGCAGUUGCUGGUUGGCCUGAAGGACAAAGACACGAUUGUCAGAUGGUCGGCGGCUAAAGGGUUAGGCCGAUUAACUGGCCGGCUUCCCAAGGAAUUGGCUGACGAUGUGGUUGGGUCUGUACUCGAAUGCUUUAGUUUUCAGGAAACCAAUAACGCGUGGCACGGGGGGUGCUUGGCUCUGGCGGAGUUGGGAAGAAGAGGACUUUUGCUUCCUUCUCGUCUUCCUAAUGUGGUUCCUGUGAUCCUUAAGGCUCUAGUAUACGAUGAGAAACGUGGAGCUUGCAGCGUGGGGUCCAACGUCAGGGAUGCUGCUUGCUAUGUUUGUUGGGCUUUCGCUCGAGCUUAUGACCCAUUAGAAAUGAAGCCUUUUGUAAACCAGAUUUCAAGCGCUCUAGUGAUAGCUGCUGUUUUUGACCGGGAUGUCAACUGCAGACGAGCAGCCUCAGGUAGUUUUCAAGAAGGGAUUGGCAGAGAGGGAACUUUUCCACAUGGCAUAGACAUCUUAACAGCUGCUGACUAUUUUUCAGUUGGUAACAGGACAAACUGUUUUCUGAACAUAAGUGUAUUUAUUGCUGGAUUCCUAGAGUAUACAAAGCCAAUGAUUGACCAUUUAGUAGAUAUGAAGAUAAAUCAUUGGGACAGCGUGGUCCGGGAGCUGUCUACCAAAGCACUGCACAAUCUUACUCCUACUGCGCCCGAGUAUAUGACCAGUGUGGUGCUUCCCCGUCUGCUCCCUCUGGCUGUUGGAUCAGAUUUGCACACUCGACAUGGUGCCAUUCUAGCCUGUGCUGAGAUCACACACGCCUUGUCCAAGCUGGCAGCCCAGAGUGAUAAACCAGUUACUCACUAUCUGACCACAGGAACGUUAUCUGGAUUGACUGAGAUCCAUCAGAAGCUCCAGGAGCGACAGCUGUACAGGGGUUUGGGUGGCGAAUUAAUGAGACCUGCAGUUUGUUGUUUAAUAGAAAAGCUGUCGCUGUCUAAGAUUCCUCACCCUGUUGGAUCGGUGAUUGCUGGGUGGCAGUGGCUUAUAGAUGACAGUUUAAGAAAUCUUCACCUUAUCUCAAGUGCUGUUAAACAGAAAAUUAAGGAAGCUGCUGUGUCAGCGUUGUCUGCAGUGUGUAAUCAAUUCUACAAAUGCUCGGCAGAAGACGGCGAUCCUGUUGUGCAGGAUGACAUUGUGACGCAAUACAUCACAGAGCUACAGUCACCUGAAGAAAUGACUCGCUGCGGCUUCUCGCUUGCCCUGGGGGCUCUGCCGCGAUUUAUGUUGAAAGGCAAACUGCAGCAGGUUUUGGACGGCCUAAAGAAAGUGAGCAGUAUUUCUGGGAGAGACGUCAGCUUUGCGGAGUCCAGAAGAGACGCACUGAAGGCUGUCGCUCAGGUUUGCCAGACUGUAGGCGUGGAUGCUGAAGGAUCACAAACUGAAGCUCUAUGUAGAGAAAAUGUUCCUCUGAUUUAUAACACCCUCUUGGAUUGUAUGAACGACUACACCACAGAUAGCAGGGGAGAUGUUGGUGCCUGGGUUCGGGAAGCAGCGAUGACCAGCCUCAUGGAUGUCACAGUAUUAUUAGUAAAGAACCAACCAGAUUUGAUCAGUGCAGGCUGCUGCCAACGAAUGAUGUGUUCCGUGUCCCAGCAGUCAGCGGAAAAAAUUGAUCGGUUCCGAGCUCAUGCCGGAUCUGUAUUUCUUAAUCUUUUGUACUUUGAUAACCCACCAAUUCCACAUAUUCCACAUCGGGAAGAUCUGGAGAGGAUUAUUCCCAGGUCUCAGGGAGAAAUUAUAAACUGGAACGCUCCAUCUCAAGCAUUCCCAUGUAUCACCCAGCUUCUGGGAUUACCGUUGUACCGCUAUUAUGUGUUAAUGGGACUGGCUGUGUCUGUUGGGGGAUUAACAGAAUCAACAGUGCGAUAUUCUGCUCAGAGCCUGUUUGAAUAUCUACGUGGGAUCCAGACAGAUGAAACAUCUAUGAACUCUUUCUGCACAACACUCCUGCAAGUCUUCAGUGACAAUCAGCAUAAUGACAGAGUCUCCAUCCCUCUCCUGAAGAUGCUGGACCAGAUGUUGGCCAACGGCUGCUUUGACAUCUUUGCACAAGAAGAAAAUCACCCGUUUGCAUUGCAACUGCUCUCACGUUGUGUAGAAGAGAUCAGAAAGUCUAAAGAUGUCCAGAAGCUGCGUUCCAGCAUUGCUGUGUUCUGUGGGUUGAUCCAGUUUCCAGGUGAAGCUAGGAAGAAGGUUUUAUUUCAGCUGAUGCUGUUGGUUUGCCAUCCGUUCCCUAUAAUAAGGAAGACAACAGCAAGCCAGGUGUACGAGAUGCUCCUGACAUAUGACGACGUAUUGGACCCUGAUAUUGUGGAUGAAGUUUUGGCUGUACUUAGUGACACGAACUGGGACACCGAUUUACGGAUUGUGCGAGAGCAGAGGAACUAUCUGUGUGACUUGAUGAAAGUGCCCAAACCUACUCUUGUGUCCAAGGUUGCAAACACUAAUUAAAGGUGACACAAUCUCCAGCACUACUCCGCAUCUGUGGGAAGAAAUCAAUAACCCGUUUGCUGCCUGAAACACAACAGCAAUGUGCACUAAAUGUAGGACCUUGCAGAGACCAGCAGGGGUCAGCAUGCUAGCAUGAAAUAUUAUUUAGAAUUACUUGCCUUUAACUUGUCACCAGUCUGAAAUAAAUGUGUUUCUUGUA